AUGAUGCAUCGCCAACAACAGCAGCAACAGCAACAGCAGCAGCAGCAGCAGCAACUCCCAUCUGCAGCCCAUACUCAACAGCAGCUGCAGCAACCCCAACUGCUGCCGCCGUACAACACGCCCGCCAUCAUCAGCCGCCUCCACUUCCUCGCCCGCCACAACCCUCAACUGGCUCAAAAGCUUCAUCAGAUGGCUCUGCCACUCUCACCACUGGUCCAGCUGACCACCGGCGCUGUGCAUCCGUGUUUUCCUCGCACCGUUCUCCAGUUCUGGCUCCUCACCGACGAUCAGCUAGAGUCCCUUGCCGCAUUCUACCACCAGCGAGAUCAGUCGCCUUGGUCUGCGCAGUACCCGUGUCCGGUCGUCUGGCGCUCCGAUCUACCCCUCGAGGAUAAACGCCGGCGGAUGGGUCGCUUUAUCGGCCUCCGCGGUUGUGGUGAGGACGAGCUCGGCGCCGGCGGCGGUGCCGAUAAAUCCUCGGCAGAGGUGGCAGCUAUGGUGGGCAGCAUGCGCACCGAAGACGAGAUUGCCGAGGAGGCGCGGUUAGCUGCAGCCGAUGACGAGGUCUGGCGGCGAAAACUGAAUCCCUGGUAG
Molecule: messenger RNA, 594 nt
Organism: Purpureocillium takamizusanense
Lineage: Eukaryota; Fungi; Ascomycota; Sordariomycetes; Hypocreales; Ophiocordycipitaceae
Exons: 1
Coding region: 1-594 (197 amino acids)
Source: RefSeq, a predicted model, not a curated record